AUAAAAAAUCCGCUCUUUCGAUUCGAGUGAGCGUCGAUUGCGGUAAAUAAAAAGGACGGCUGCGGUGGCUCGGCCGAAUCUCUCCGUUGGCGAGAAAUCCUAAAUCAGUUGGAGGCGAGCGAGCGAUCGAGAGCAACUCCCUUGAUUUUUGACCGACGUGCGGAGACUCAAGACGGGAUGAAAGCGAGCAUUUUGCUAGCAAUCUGCAUGGCAGCGGCACUCGCCACCGCAGGUGAGAGUGCCGUAAUAUGUCAGAUGGCGAGCUGGUCUGUCUAUAGGCCCGACGGUGGCACUUUCCAGAUACCCAGCAUUGACCCGUCUCUGUGCACCCACGGAGUGUAUGUGUUCGCCGGCCUUGACUCUUCUGACCAAGUUGAAAGCCUCGACCCGUGGGCGGAUUUGGAGGCGGGCGGCGGAUUAGGAGGCUACGCGAAAUUCGUCGCGCUCAAGGCAAUCAACCCCAGCUUUAAGCCAUUGCUCGGCCUAGGUGGAUGGGCCAACUCGGCGGUUCAUUUCUCUGCGAUUGCAGGCAAUGCAACUCGUCGGUCUAAUCUGGCCAGCAACGUGGUCGCUUACUUGAAGAAAUACCAAUUCGAGGGCAUCGAGAUCGACUGGCUUUACCCACUCACAGCCAACGAUAAGACGAAUUUCCCGCUUCUGCUCAGCGAACUGAGGAAAGCCUUCGAUCCUGAAGGGUUCGAGCUGAUUGCAACUGUCGGCUCCCUGGCAGAAACCAUCGAGCGCUCUUACGACAUUGUAGAGAUGGAAAAGAGCCUGGAUUACUUCGUGCUCCUCGGCUACGACUACGACGGACCUUGGAACCUGCGAACGGGCCACAACGCUCCGCUGUACCUGCCAGAAGCUAAUCCCCUUUGCGUGAAUGCAUCUGUUACCUUGUUCCUGGACGGCGGACUCACCCCGGGCAAAUUGGUCAUCGGCAUUCCCGGGUACGGGCACACGUUUACCUUGGUUUCCGAGGCUGACAACGGUAUUGGCGCAGAUGUGAUCGGAGUUGGCGACGCCGGUCCUUGGACUUACGAAGCUGGAAUUCUCAGCUAUAAUGAGUUCGCUGUUGCCUCUUCCGAAUGGACUGUUCAGAGGGACUCGCUGAAUCAGGCGCCAUAUGCAUACAAAGGAAAUCAAUGGUUUUCAUAUGACGAUGAGACCUCAAUCGCCUUCAAGGCCGAGUACAUUGUCUCAAAGAAUCUGGGCGGAGCUGCCCUUUGGACAAUCGACGAAGACGAGCUGGCUGGUGAUGCAUUCACUCUGCUCAGAGCAAUCAACGCUGGUCUUGCCAAAAGGAAAUAAGACAAACGUGCUUUAGCUGUUGUAUUAAAUUUAAAAAUAAAUUUAUUGUUUAUAAAAUA
This is a messenger RNA of Cloeon dipterum, 1367 nucleotides long. Its product is annotated as probable chitinase 2. Lineage: Eukaryota; Metazoa; Arthropoda; Insecta; Ephemeroptera; Baetidae. The coding region runs from base 178 to 1308 and encodes 376 amino acids. Gene Ontology annotation, molecular function: chitinase activity; chitin binding. Gene Ontology annotation, biological process: chitin catabolic process; carbohydrate metabolic process. The record is from RefSeq and is a predicted model, not a curated record. The transcript has 9 exons. Gene Ontology annotation, cellular component: extracellular region.